Messenger RNA from Microplitis demolitor, 626 nucleotides. RefSeq lists its product as hypothetical. NCBI's taxonomy places the organism in Eukaryota, Metazoa, Arthropoda, Insecta, Hymenoptera, Braconidae. The coding region runs from base 207 to 626 and encodes 139 amino acids. The transcript is spliced from 3 exons. The record is from RefSeq and is marked provisional.
AAGUAAUUUAAAAGAUUUUGUGAUUGAUGCCCCUAGAUCUAGACUCAUUUGAUUCCAAUUCAUCUCAAGUAUCUUUGCAAAUGCAUAUAAAUAUUCUUACUCCCAGAUUUUUGGCACUCGCUUCAAAGACUUUUUGACGCGAUCUAGAAAUUCUACAUUUGCUAGCUUUGUUUAUUUGUUUUAUUCUACUCGGUCCUAUUGUAAAAAUGCUGUCAAAUUAUACCUGCUAUGUUCCUAACGAGUGGGCUGUUCACUCGGAAAAAGUUCUACACGAUACAAUAAGACGUAAAACAUUCCAACAAUGGCGUUAUUACAAACACCUUGAGGGAACAACGAUGCGUUUAGAGGACGUAACAGCAAAAUUUGUUUAUUAUAACUAUAAUCCGUGGAUGCGUAAAGCCGAUGACCAAUCUAACAGCCCAAAUAUGAACGAAUACUUUGGAAUACGAAUGAAUUGCAUUCUCUAUGUACGAGCACGUACUACCCUCCAUUCUACUCUCGUUGAUUUUGUCUUAGCUAUUAUGAAUCCUUACUAUUCUAAGAGUACACAACAGGUAAAUUUAACAGAAUUUACGAUAUCAGUUACUGCAAAACAAUUAAUGCGCACUUUAACUAAAUCAAAGUAG